AUGCGAUGGAAUCAGCUCAGUCGGACACAGGAGGGGCUGCCUUUUGUCACUAACGAACCUAGGUCCUCUGGGCUGAAACUAUACCGGCUAUGGCGCUCAUUUCCUCGAAUGAAAAGGACGGUAAUUGCAAUAUUGCUGCUGACUUUAACUUGUAUCUUCACAUUCUACAUUGCAUCUCCAUUCAUCCAAAUGGCUGACGAAGCUUCAAUGGACAUGUUGAGAACCAUUAACGACAGAGAGAAUUAUCCACAAAUGGUGUUCACCGCCAAACGAAUAUCUUCACCAAAUAAAACCUCAGUCCCUACAUUCGCAGGACCCACUAACGAUCGACAACGUGCUGUUGUAGCAGCUUUUAAACACGCAUGGGAAGGUUACAAAAAAUUUGCCUGGGGACAUGAUCAGCUUAAACCGGUCAGUGGCGGGUACUCGGAUUGGUUCAACACAGGUUUGACGAUAGUUGACGCGUUAGACACAGCUAUCAUUAUGGGACUUAAAGAAGAAGUUGCACAAGGAACGGAAUGGAUUCGCGAUUCUCUUUCUUUUGAGAAAGAUAUCUAUGUAAAUCUGUUCGAGACCACCAUUCGCACACUAGGCGGACUCUUAAGUGCAUAUCACCUCACCGGUGACAGGAUGUUCAUUGCAAAAGCAGAAGAUCUUGGAAAAAGGUUGAUCGUAGGCUUUACAAGUUCAAAAUCAGCGGUUCCGUUGAGUGAUGUUAACCUUAAAACGAGAAAAGCGAAAACGCCUCCUUGGAGCAGUGAAUCGUCAUUGUCAGAGGUCACGUCUCUGCAGCUGGAGUUCCGAGAUCUUUCUAGAGUGACGGGGAAAAGUGUAUAUGAGCAAAUUUCUUUCAAAGUCUCUACACAUAUCCAUGACAUCGGUUGCGGUGAAAACGAAGGUCUUUGCGACAUGUACUUGAAUUCAAACACCGGAAAGUUCCGCUCGGGUACUACAAUCACAUUUGGCGCUAGAGCAGAUAGCUACUAUGAAUAUCUAUUAAAGCAGUGGCUCCAAACUGGUAAAACUAUCGACUGGUUAUUGUCUGACUACGCAACAGCUAUGGAAUCCAUGCAGUCGAAGUUACUAAGAUAUUCUGAACCCAGCAAGUUACCUUUUGUGGGCGAACUUCUUCCAGGAGCUGUAUAUUCCCCGAAAAUGGACCAUCUUGCAUGUUUCUUGGCUGGGACACUAGCCUUGGGUAGCCGCAACGGACUGCCAGACGGCCACAUGAAACUAGCCGAGGGAAUUGGUAAAGCUUGCCAGGCGAUGUAUAAAAAUCCCACGGGACUAGGACCGGAAAUAGUUUAUUUCAACAUGCUGCCUGGUCAACAUGAGGACCUCUCUAUCAAGCCUCUCGAUGCACAUUCUCUUUUGAGGCCGGAAGCAAUUGAAGCAUGGUUCUACCUAUAUAGACUAACAGGUGAUAAAAUGUACCAGGACUGGGGAUGGCAAGCUUUUCAAGCGAUUGAGCAGUAUGCAAGAGUUAAGAACGGUUAUUCUUCAGUGAAAAGCGUGAAAAAAAUCCCUGUGUCCUACAGGGACCUCAUGGAGUCAUUCUUCCUUGCCGAGACUCUGAAAUACCUUUUUCUUUUGUUUGCUGAUGACCAGAAUGAGUUGUUCCCGCUAGACAGAUGGGUGUUCAACACGGAAGCUCACCCCCUACCGAUUUAUGAUCACUAA
Molecule: messenger RNA, 1680 nt
Organism: Necator americanus (New World hookworm)
Lineage: Eukaryota; Metazoa; Nematoda; Chromadorea; Rhabditida; Ancylostomatidae
Exons: 15
Coding region: 1-1680 (559 amino acids)
Biological process (GO): carbohydrate metabolic process; mannose trimming involved in glycoprotein ERAD pathway
Cellular component (GO): membrane; endoplasmic reticulum
Molecular function (GO): mannosyl-oligosaccharide 1,2-alpha-mannosidase activity; calcium ion binding
Source: RefSeq, a predicted model, not a curated record